AUGCGUGACGUUUCUACUUCCGAGGAGAAUCAAUACAGCACUCUCACUAGCGAUGAGAUCCUAAAGCAUAGAAGCGAUGCGGACACAUCCGGUGAAGACGAAAAAUAUUACAAAGAGGAGACAGUCAACAUCAUUGACACCAAUGAUGUCGAACCUUCUAGUGACGAGGAAGACCAUGAUGACAAACAUGAGAAGUUUAAGAGAAAGGGUACUUUCGCUUAUCUUUGGUACAGAAUUGUUGACUUCCUUGAAGUUAAGCAAAUCGAUGACGACGGUAAAGUCACUGAAAGCCAAUCUGUCUUACAGACUUUCCUUUACAACGACGAUCUAAAGCCUGUGGAUAAAGCCCGUAGAGUAUGGACAUGGAAGGAGUAUAUUUUUUUCUGGAUCUCUGGUGCUUUCAAUGUUAACACAUGGCAAAUCUCAGCUACUGGUUUACAACUGGGCUUGAACUGGUGGCAGACUUGGAUCUGUAUCUGGGUUGGUUACUCUUUUGUCGCCGUAUUCCUGGUUGCAGGUUCUCGUAUUGGUAACAUCUACCACAUCUCCUUCCCAAUCGCUUCCCGUGUUGCUUUCGGUACAUAUUUCUCUAUUUGGAUUGUGCUGAACAGAGUUGUGAUGGCCUGUGUCUGGUUCUCUACUCUUGCUUACUUAGGUGGUGACUGUGUUCAACUAAUGCUGAUGUCUAUCUUUGGCAACAACUUGAACAAAAAAAUGGGUGACACAAUCCCAAACCCAAACCUAACAAACUUCCAAUUCAUGUGUUUUAUGCUUUUCUGGGCUGUUUCAUUACCAUUUCUAUGGUUCCCACCACAUAAACUACGUUUCAUUUUUGCAAUCAAAUCUGCCAUCACUCCUUUUGCUGCAUUUGGUUUCUUAAUUUGGACCUUGAAGAAGGCCCAUGGUCAUUUGGCUCUAGGUUCCUUGAAUGGAGGUGAAAAGAUUAGUCAAAGUGUCCUAGCUUGGUCCGUCGUGAGAUCUAUCAUCAGUGCUCUAGAUAACUUUUCUACUCUGAUUUUGAAUGCACCAGAUUUUUCCAGAUUUGCCAAGACUCCAAAAUCUUCCAUUUACUCACAAUUAUUCAUUCUACCAAUCUGUUAUGCAGUUAUCUCUCUUAUUGGUAUUCUAUCAGCUUCCGCAGCUUACAAACUUUACGGGGUUAACUACUGGAACCCAUUGGAUAUCCUAAACAGAUACUUAGAACAUUACACAAGCGGUAACCGUGCUGGUGUCUUCCUAAUUUCUUUUGCCUUUGCAUUCGAUCAAUUAGGUGCUAACUUGUCCGGUAAUGCCAUCCCAGCAGGUACUGAUAUGACAGCUUUGCUACCCAAAUUCAUCAAUAUUAGAAGAGGUUCAUACCUAUGUGCUUGUAUUGCUUUGGUCAUCUGUCCUUGGAAUUUGAUGGCCUCAUCAUCUAAGUUCACUACUGCCUUAGGUGCAUACGCAGUCUUCUUGUCUGCCAUUGCUGGUGUUAUCUCCGCUGACUAUUUUGUUGUAAGAAAGGGUUAUGUCAAUGUCUUCCACUGUUACACAAACAAACUAGACUCAUACUAUAUGUACAACAGAUAUGGUACAAACUGGAGAGCAGUUUGCGGUUACAUUGUUGGUAUUGCUCCAAAUUUCGCGGGUUUCUUAGGUUCUAUCGAUGUCCAUGUUCCUAUUGGAGCAAUGAAAGUUUACUACCUAAACUACUUUAUCGGAUACCUAGUUGCUGGUUUGGUAUAUUUGGUUUUGGUUUAUUACUUCCCCGUCAAAGGUGUUCCUCAUAAUGCCAAAUUAACUGACAGAGUUUGGUAUGAAGAGUGGAUUGAAGUUGAAGACUUCCGUAACCAAAGAGAAGCAUUUGAAAAGUAUGGAGAUGCUUCAAUGUCAGAAUCUAAAUUAUCUGCAUGA
This is a messenger RNA of Nakaseomyces glabratus, 1893 nucleotides long. It is a transcript of the gene FUI1, whose product is annotated as uridine permease. Gene Ontology annotation, cellular component: plasma membrane. The record is from RefSeq and is a predicted model, not a curated record. Lineage: Eukaryota; Fungi; Ascomycota; Saccharomycetes; Saccharomycetales; Saccharomycetaceae. Gene Ontology annotation, molecular function: nucleobase transmembrane transporter activity. Gene Ontology annotation, biological process: transmembrane transport; nucleobase transport.